Messenger RNA from Aspergillus luchuensis, 924 nucleotides. RefSeq names its product zinc-dependent alcohol dehydrogenase family protein. Lineage: Eukaryota; Fungi; Ascomycota; Eurotiomycetes; Eurotiales; Aspergillaceae. Bases 1 to 924 code for a protein of 307 amino acids. The record is from RefSeq and is a predicted model, not a curated record. Gene Ontology annotation, molecular function: oxidoreductase activity. The transcript is spliced from 4 exons.
AUGCAACAUUACAUCUCUCACUUCGACGGCAUCGACGGCCUCAAGAAAGAAGAUGUGCCAAUGCCAUCACCCGGACCAGACCAGGUCCUCGUCCAGAUCCGUGCUAUAUCACUAAACUAUCGCGAUACGGAAGUAAUCAACGGCGAAUAUAACCAUCACCGCGCAAUCAAGCAAGUGCCAAGCAUCAUGCCCUGUUCAGACAUUUUGGGCCUCCCUCAGCAAGGUGUUCUAGCAACGCAUCGUGUGUUCGCGGAGGAUGCCUUGAUCGAGGCACCCAGGCACAUGAGUGAUGAGGAGGCAUGCACGCUGCCAAUCGCGAGCGUUACGGCGUGGAUGGCGAUCAAUGGGACGCGACCGUUGGGACAGAAUGGGGGUCGGGGAGAGUACAUUCUUCUUCAGGGAACCGGAGGUGUUAGUAUCGCUGGAUUGCAAAUCGCGAAGGCGUCUGGAGCGAAGGUCAUAAUUACUUCCUCGUCUGAUGGAAAACUAGCCAGGGCCAAGGACCUCGGGGCAGACUUUGGUAUCAAUUAUCGUGAAACGCCGGAAUGGGCUAAUGAGGUUAUGGAGAUCACGAACGGACAUGGCGCGGAUAUUAUUCUCGAAACGGGUGGGUCGCAGACGAUGGAUCAGAGCUUUGCGUGUGCUGCGUACGGUGGGCUGAUUAACUGCAUUGGGUAUACUUCUAGGAAAACUCAAGCUUCUGGAGAGCAGAAGAAUGUUAAUCUUCUCACCCUGAGUCGCAGCUUGACUUUGAAGGGAUUUGUUAAUGGACCAACUGAUCGAUUCGAGGAGUUGAUCAAGUUUGAGGAGAGACACGGGAUUCAUCCUGUCAUCUGCAAGGUGUUCCCAUUCAGCCAGGCAAGAGAUGCUUUCAAGUAUCUGGAAAGCGGCUCGCAUUUUGGAAAGGUUGUCAUUCGAGUUUAG